Molecule: messenger RNA, 1128 nt
Organism: Parnassius mnemosyne (clouded apollo)
Lineage: Eukaryota; Metazoa; Arthropoda; Insecta; Lepidoptera; Papilionidae
Source: the annotation of a GenBank genome assembly
AUGGAAAAGGAAUUUUUAGUGUCUGGUUGUAAUUUAUUUGGCCAAUGGUUUGCAAAGGAACCAAUUAUAGAAACAUUUAAAAACAUCACAAAUACCUAUUGCGAUUUAUCAAUAGAUUUUAAUGUUAAAUAUGCAAAAUUAGUUUGUAUGUGUUGGUCAUAUAACAUAUUUCAAUGGAAAGAUGAUUUCUUUGUAACUGGGGCCUGGGCAGGUAAAGAAAAUGUUAUAACAAAAAUAGAUAUCAUAAAAGAAUACGGUUUAAGUGCUUCAGAGUUGACAGUUGUCGGUAAUGAUUAUAAUAUAGUUUUACUAGAUAUUAAAAAAUUAAAAAUAUGGAUAUUGUGUUUGAAAGAGAAAUUACAAGUUACUUUUCUAGAUCUUAUUUGUGAGUACCCCAUAACACAACAAAUAAAACAGCAAAGUGAUAUAGGAAUUGUAAAAGCAGUUGCCACUAAUACCUCAUUCCUUUAUUUAACAAAUAUGGGAUCUGUGCUCUUUGGUAUGAAACCUAGCUACUUGGAUACAAGCCAUUGCAUAGGCAAAGUUUGUGAUAUUGCCUGCGGUUAUAAUCAUUACAUGCUUCUCACAGAUGCAGGACAUCUUUAUUCUUGGGGAUGUGGCCAAAGGCUGCAGCUAGGCCACGGUGACAUAGAAUAUCUGGAAACGCCUAAAGAAGUCCAUGCAUUGGCUGGAUUAAAAAUUAUUAAAAUUGCUGCUGGCGGAUUUCAUUCUUUAGCUUUAAGUGAAUGUGGUGAUCUGUAUGCAUGGGGAUGGAACGAUAUAGGCCAAUUAGGAGUAAUAACUGGGGAUGAAUUGGCUCACAAUUGUAAUAAUUCUACAAGCUACUCAUUGCCAAAAUUGGUUGAUAUUUAUGAUGAAAAAGGUAUUUUAGUUGAGUUAAAUAUAGUUGAUAUAGCUGCUGGAUCAAGGCAUUCAGUUAUUAUGUUGGAGGAUACUUCAGUUUGGGCUUCAGGAUAUAACAAAUAUGGUCAACUUGGACUUUCGCCCGAGAAAUUUCCAACAGUCAAAUGUUUUAAAAAAAUACUUAAUUGUGAUUUUGAUUUUAAACUUAUGUGUGGAACCUGGUCUACUGUGUUAACAAGAAACUCCAUUUCAAGUGAUACUUAA